Molecule: messenger RNA, 3772 nt
Organism: Dendroctonus ponderosae (mountain pine beetle)
Lineage: Eukaryota; Metazoa; Arthropoda; Insecta; Coleoptera; Curculionidae
Product: fasciclin-3
Exons: 8
Coding region: 203-1522 (439 amino acids)
Biological process (GO): cell-cell adhesion
Cellular component (GO): cell-cell junction
Molecular function (GO): cell adhesion molecule binding
Source: RefSeq, a predicted model, not a curated record
ACUUUAAAUCAGUCGUUGGCUGAACGCUGGCAACAAGACAAGAUAAUCAGGUAAAAUUUCUCGCGGUUCACCUGUUUUCGUAUCGGAAACGCGUUUCGUGAUUAGGAAAAGUUCGCAAACAAGUUGGAAAAAGUGUUUUCAAGGAUCAAAUUUGUGAAUUUGUGAGUGAUUUUGUGUUGCCCGAGGACGAAACACGCACAGGAUGGAGUUGAUGGAGGUGAAAAGCAUAAUGCUGCUGCUGGUAACGGCGAUGGGAUUCUUUACUCAAGGAAUACUGUCUGCUCAAGUGGAUGUCGACAAAAGAGAACAAACAGUCCUAGUAGGGGAUCAAGUCUCCUACAUGUGUCGAGUGGCAGUUCCCCUACAGUACUGUCGCGUGGAAAUUCCCGGGCUGAGAUCCUACAACCUGAACCGAGGCAUUUCAAACGCCGAUGUGUCUUACUACGGCGAAGGUUUGGACGCUGGCCAAUGUGGCUUUACCGUCCAUCGAGCAAAGGACGAUAACAAUGGCGAGAUAAAAUGCACUUUGGGCAUCGCCAGUGAGGCUCAGGAAUCGGUUGGAACGAUGAGCUUAGUGGUGGCCAGAGCUCCGAAACUACCGGAAUUGGACCUGAGUCGAGGAGCUGAUGACUUGAACGUCUACAAAGUGGAUGAUGUUCUGCGAGCCACCUGUGUGAUCCGAGACGGAAGACCUGUUGCUAAUAUCAGUUGGUAUUUAGGGGAUGAACUCAUUGACGUUGGCGAGCUCAGCAUGCCCACCGUUGUGGACUUGGCAAAGGAAAAUCUCCAAUCAAAGGUGCAAAACCUUACACGAAGGUUACGAGCAUCGGAUAAUGCAAAGUUUCUCAAAUGCGUUGGAUAUCAUCCAGCUUACGCUGGAGGCCAGGCGGAAACCAAGCGACGAUUGGACAUUAAAUAUCCGCCGUUGCCUCAACGCCAGCCAAUCGAAGAGUUCGGAUAUGAAAUUGGCAAGACUGGAGUGAUAAAUGUAACUAUCCAGGCCAACCCGAAACCAACCAUCGAAUGGACAGUAAACGGCCAGAAAAUUCGGGAAGGCAGUCACGAUAAUACGGGAAUUAUGGAGGCUGAAUAUGCUCAGGAUUUGGGUAACGGCAUGUUUAUUGCAAGUUUGCGAAUAGCCAGAAUUAGCAAGCAGGACACCGAAAAAGACUACAUUUUAACAGCGUAUAAUGACCAAGGAAGCGAAGACUACCGAGUGAAAAUUUCCACAAAUCCUGAACCCAAAGGUUACGAAAUUGGUGUGGCCGCUAUAGUUGGAAUCGUUGUAGCCAUCAUGUUCGUCAUUCUAAUCGUUUCCAUUCUGAUUUUCGCCAAACUCAAUGGAAGAUGGUGUUUUAGCGGUGGUGCCACCGUAAUUGAUUAUACAGGGGGCGAUAACCAGCACCACCACAGCGACCUAACAUCUGAUGGCGUCGAUAAUCCUCAACAUCAAGUAUCCACGGAGUAUAUCAAUGGGAACGACCUAAUUAAAAAAGACGACAAAAUUAACACGGCAGUAUAAACAGCCAGUUCUGCUAGUAAUGAUUCGCUGUGGUGAUCGAUUUCAUUCAUUUGGGUUGUGAUGAUGGCGAGGCGUGGUGUUCGUCGAUAGGGAGGCUUGUAAAUUAGUGUUUAGCUGAUAAGGAAUCAGUUGUCAAUGUAACAAAUAUUUCUAGACUAAGAUACUAUCCAUAAUUCCUGCUAAUCUGUCGAUGUGAUUUUUCAAUGGCAAUUCGAUUCGCUAAAAUGGAACAAUUCAACUAUGCAUAAUAUGAGACUGAAUUAUAAAGUUCUCAAAGCAUUUUCGCAAUGAAAGGGUGAAGUCGAAUAGCUCUGGAUAUUUCAUUUGUUGCGCUAAAAUAAUACCGGUUAAAAUGUAGCUGUUUUAGUCCGUCCACUUAGCAAACGCUACUGGCUGAAAUAACAUUCGACAAACUGCAAGCAAAUUCAUUUAAAUCGCUCUUUCAUUCCAUUGGGCCAGUUCCUGUUAAAUGACUCAUAUAAGGGAACCGAUCUGACAUAAUUUUCUCAAAGAGGCGAUGAAAACAUUCACAAGGAAUAAUUUGGUUGCCCCCUGCAUGACAGAAAUGUUUCUUCAUAGAGAACUAAUGCUAUGCGAAUUUGAUUCAGAACGGCGCUCUACUGGAACGUGAUCCAUUUAAUCCAACUUAUUCCAGUUGGAGGAGCGGGUUUAUUAAUCUCGGUCCAUUUUCCCUGUCUGCACAAUGAAAACUCCCAAAUUAGCCAAACCUUUACACUUCAUUUGCGGAAACCUGCUAGAAAAUCAAAUGGAUCACAUUCCCGUGCUGCUACUUACACUCCCAUAUUAUCAGCAUCUUCAGUUUAUUGCAAAAACUACCGAAUUCUCCUAUGAGAUGAGUGUCCAUUGCGUGACCAAAGUAUGGUUUCUACCCACUGUCAUCAAACUAGCAUAUUUACCAUCAAAGAAUUUAGUAAAUUAAAUCAUUAUGAACAAUUAUACCAACUUGAACAUCUCCCCAUCGAGUUGGUGUCGUUGCAAUUCGAGAAAAGAAAUGACUGCUACGCGACUAGAUUUAAACCUUAGUGAUUUUUCAAUUAUUAAAUAUUAAUAUGUUGUCUAUUAGAUAUAUUUAAUGUAAAUACAACAAUUAUAUAUUUAAAAGUUAUUUUCAUCAAAACCUAAAAAAAAUCAACGGCACGGUUUGUUAAAAUAAAAUAUUUAAGCGUCUUACUCAUAAAUGUCUGUGUGUCCAUUAUAUUUAAAACUUUUCUCGAAUUAUACAGGGUGUAUUGCACUAGUGACCUAGAUUAGAUAAAUCUGGCAAUUCAUUUUUUUCCGUUCGAUUCAACUGCUGAAUUGUACAAUAUUCACUCGCUUGCACCCUGACUACUCAAACCACCAGAACUCUAUUGUAUAGUUAAACAUUUAUUUUGUAAAAUAAGUCAAAAACCGAUGUUCUUCAUAACGAAUAGGCAUUGAAUUCUCAAUUGUGUACUUCAGUUUUCGUAGUUAGAGACAGAACGAAAACAUUCCCCGAGUUGUUUUGGCUUUCUGAAAAUUCCGCAGGCAAAAAGUUUAUCGAGCAAUGUAUUGUUACUUCGGCUAAUACAUGGACCAACAAUUACGUUAAAUUUUAAGAACGUUUUUGAUUUUUUCGUUUGCAAACUGCACCAUAAAUUUAGUGAAAAUUGCUGCCAUAACAACUAAAAGAAAUCAUUAAAACUUCUGCGAACUUACCGAACUGUUGUACCAAAUUAGUAAUGAAUUUACCGAAAAGUUGAUAUUUGACAAACAUUCUACAGUAGUCUACGUUUAGUUAAUGUAAAGUAUAAGACAAUAAUUAUUUUUUCUCUACUCUACUCUAAGAUAUUACUAUGUGUUAGUCUGUAUACAUACAUAGUCAUAGUAGUUCAAAAAAAGUCGUAUUUAAUUUCCCCUUAUCUACGUUCUAGUUGUAUUAUUUAUAUAAAUUCUAAGUUUUUAUACUGCCAACUUCUUGACUUGCAUCUCUAGUAGUUUUUAAGAUAGUAUUUCCUAAGCGAAUUUCUUUAUUUCGUAUAUUGAAGUGUGUUUUAACUGCUCCCAAUUACGUCUUAAAGAUUUGUGGACUGAAAUGUAGCUAAUUUAAAACAACUCGUAUAUUUUAAUUAUUUCUAAAGCGUUUCUCUAUGUUUAUCAGCACAUACUGUAUACUUUUGUAAACCUUAUGUACUUAUGAUACAAUAUAAUUAGAAUUAGUUAAAUAUAUUUUUAUUUGUUUUAUAAAUAAAGACAAACUAUUGAAAUCGA